ACUAUCUUAAUAUAAUACUUGUGUGUAAAAUACAUAAAAUGGUCUACGAGUAUACUAUAAUUAUUUUUUUAUUAAAGCAGGAUAAAGUUAGAAAAUCUUUACAUGAAAUGCAGCACUCAACUACCGAUAAAGAAACUGUAGUUGGUGCUGACAGAAUGAUCAAAUCGGCCCCGGUUAGGCUAUCAGAGAAAAUGAACACUAAAUUGAGGUCAGGAUAUAUAACUAUGGAACAAAAAGAAACACUAGUUGAAUUGAUGAAACAAAAUUCGGAGUUAAAAUCAAGCAAAUUUUCUUCAACAUUUACAACAAAGGAUGCACAAAGAAUGUGGAUAGCACUCGCUGAAGAACUACAUAAAAUACCCAACGGAGCUAUAAAAGAUUGGAAACAAUGGAGAAAGACUUGGCAAGAUCUGUGUUCAAAAACAAAAGCAAAACAUAGUCAAAUAAGUAAAUACAUGAAAGGAACAGGUGGUGGCCCUGCUUUAUUACCUUCGGAGCAAUUAACAUCUACGGAACAGCAGGUUUUGGAAACAAUUAAUGCAACAGCAAUUAGUGGCCUUGAUAAUAUUGCAGAAACGGAAGCAGUAUUUGAAUAUGAAGGUGUAGAAUACUUGGAUGAGUAUCAAGAAAUAUCAGAUUCUGAAGGUCCUGAAGCAACGGUUGUGGAGGCAAUGAGUACGAAUAAUAAUGAGGCUACAACGUGCAAUAUGCAAAAUUCUUCUACAAAGAAUCAAAUAAUGAUUGUCGUAAAUAAAGAAAAUAAAGUAAUGGCUAUUAAUAACAAAGAAAAUAGAAAUAAAAUCGUUAAAAAUACACCUAUGACAGAGAGGAACACAAAAACAUGUAACACAAAACAAGGACAUAUUAAACAAAAUGAACCACACAAACAAACAGUAGCAAGCCAUAGAUUUGAAAAAACAAUGGAAUAUACUAAUGAUUUAGUAGGCCUAACAGCAAAAGAUCAGCAGAUGAGAAAGAAAUAUUAUAGGAAAAAAUUAAAAUUAAUGUUAAGAGAUGUAACAGUAAAAGAAAGAAUGGCAACUGCAUUAGAAAAUAUAUCUAAUGUUUAUCCGUUUAUAAAAGACUAAUUUUCAAGUUGUGA
This is a messenger RNA of Temnothorax curvispinosus, 1102 nucleotides long. RefSeq lists its product as uncharacterized. The transcript is spliced from 4 exons. Bases 39 to 1088 code for a protein of 349 amino acids. The record is from RefSeq and is a predicted model, not a curated record. Lineage: Eukaryota; Metazoa; Arthropoda; Insecta; Hymenoptera; Formicidae.